Messenger RNA from Angiostrongylus costaricensis, 543 nucleotides. The record is from the annotation of a GenBank genome assembly. Lineage: Eukaryota; Metazoa; Nematoda; Chromadorea; Rhabditida; Metastrongylidae.
AUGUGGAUCCGAAGCAAGUGUGAUCGCUCUGCAAGAGGAAAAAAUAGGAAGAUCGACAUACACCAAUCAGAUGACGGAACUCCUGUCGUUCGUGAAGGAAGAUCUCUGUUACUUUAUGUCGAAGACGUUGGCUUUGUAGCACAGUUGUCUAUUUUUCAGCUAAUCACAUCAUACGAAGUCCAAUCCUCAUUUUGUACAGCCGAUGAGAGUGAAUUGAACGUGUUUUGUAAGCAGUUGGAGGAAGUAAUCCGCAAGGAGAAGUUCUAUAAAACCGUUGUUGAAGAAUUUAAUGCCAGAUUAAAAAUAGCCAACGAGAUUGGAUACAGAACAAGGAAAUUAGGAAUAGGACAACGAAAUGAGAAUGGAGACCGUCUUUUUCUCCUUUCUGUCAACAGAACGUCUCUUCCAUGGAGAUUCAUUUUUCGAAAGGAGAGAAAAUCGCCGAUAGGAGACAAUGUUGCUGAUGGACACGGUAGUGUUCUAACAGUGCGACUCAUGCCGAGAUCGAUCAUAUUAAACGAACAGAAAUUAGUGCAUCUUUGA